Messenger RNA from Paramisgurnus dabryanus, 3739 nucleotides. RefSeq names its product ligand of numb-protein X 2b (gene lnx2b). The record is from RefSeq and is a predicted model, not a curated record. Lineage: Eukaryota; Metazoa; Chordata; Actinopteri; Cypriniformes; Cobitidae. Gene Ontology annotation, molecular function: metal ion binding; ubiquitin-protein transferase activity; protein binding.
GUGUAUAAUUUUUAGGGGCCUUGAAUCACUUGUUUUGUGUAAAUUAUUGAGCUCCUAGGACGUGUUUGUUAUCAGUAGAAUAUUGAAAGAGGGCGGUCAGAGAGAAAAAAUGUCCUGCUUGACCUCGGACAACUCGGGCGCACACACACGCAUACAGCGUGCUGCAUAAUUGGUCAGAGGUUGAGAUUAGGUCUUAAAAUGCUCCGCUUGCACAAGUACCAUAUCAGCAGUCUACACUGCCCCUAAUCCUUCAUCACACGCAUACAAACCCACUCCAACCCCUCCUACAGGGUCGACGCAGUCAGACUCUGAACAUUUUGUGUUGAGCGCCCCUUUAACUGAAUGUCCUUGCAUACACACACUCGCACACACACAAACAAGCUGAGAUGCCGGGCUCUGGUUUCAGUCAGACUGCAGGCGUCCAGCACAGCUGUUGGGUUUGAGUUUUUGUUUUCAUGCAGUGGUUGCUGGGAGUGUGACUGCGCUUUCAUUUGAGAAACUUGGGAACUUUAGAUGAAGCAGCUUGUGGUUCGCUGUCUUUCUGGAUUGGAAAUAUUGGAUUGUUACAACUUUUACACCUGAUGAGGCUGGACUUGUGUUUAGGAGGCUGAGAAAAAGGCAUAAGCUCUCACCUCCAGCCCGGAGGACAUCCAGCGUCACUCCUUCUUCAUUCCGAGGCCAUGACCGAGCCCAAGGCACCUCCGACAGUGAGUGGUGUAACGUGGACACGGGUGUGCAAGGAAUGUGGACAGUGCCAUGAAAGUCAGGACAGUCACCUGUACGAAUACCAGGAUGAGGUGGACGAUGAGCUGGUUUGCCACAUUUGCCUCCAGCCACUGUUGCAACCCAUGGACACACCGUGCGGCCACACAUACUGCUUCCAUUGCCUCAGCAACUUCCUGCACGAUCAGGACUUCUGCCCCGUGGACCGCCAGCGGCUUCAGCUGCAACACUGCCGCACUUCCAGCCUGCUGGUGCGCAAUCUCCUGGACAAACUCACCGUGCUGUGCCCGUUCCCCAGUGAGUGCCAGCAAACCAUGCAACGUUGCGAGCUGCAGCCCCAUCUGCACAACAGAUGUCCUGCAUUCCGACGGCUCAGGGAGGAGGCAGAGAAAAAGAAGAAACCUUCCUGGAAUGAAUUAAAGGGAAGCAAAUCAGAUGGAGAUUUAACUGAUAUCAAAUCCACACGCACAGCUCAGCUUGCUGGGCCUUCAGAACCUGGCUUGGUUAACCAUGCUUAUGAGGAGGGUGAAGAUGACACCCCUCUGAGGUCCAGUCUCGUAGCAGAGGCGAGCUUAGUGGAGCUGGUUCGAGAGGAUCCAGAAGAAGAUUUGGGAUUCCGUAUAGUUGGAGGGAAAGACACGCCCUUGGGUAACAUUGUAAUACAGGAGAUUGUGUGUGACUCAUUAGCCGCUCGGGAUGGUAGACUAGCACCAGGUGAUCACAUUUUAGAGGUGAAUGAUGUGAGUUUGGCAUCCAUACGUCACAGUCGUGCCAUCUCUAUUUUGCGAAAGUCGGGUUCCCGUCUCAAGCUGACUGUCAUGCAGGAAAAGGGCUUUAAGCCCCGAUCAGAUCUCACCCAACCCUCAUCCUCUUCCUCGGCACAGCCAACUAAUCCCAACCAGAACCACGGCGCUGUCAUCCAGGUUACCCUGGUAAAACGUGAGCGCUCUGAGCCAUUGGGCAUCAAACUCAUCCGAAAACAGGAGGAGCCUGGAGUCUUUAUCCUAGACCUGCUGCCAGGAGGCCUGGCGGCCCAAGACGGCAAACUGCGAAACAACGACAAGGUGCUGGGCAUUAACGGACAGGAUUUAAGACAUGGUACCCCGGAGAGUGCAGCUACAAUCAUACAGGCAAGUGAAAUGCGAGUGAACUUUGUAGUGAUGAGGCUUCCUGAUUCUUCUGAGGAGGGGGGUGAUGGACCAAGCAGAGGGGCUAGGAAGGCCCCCGAACCCCAGUACUUUAGACGUCAGUCCACAUACGUAAAGGAUCCUCCAUGUGGGUUCUCAAGUCAAGAGAAGACCAUGAGUCUAAAGAAGGAACCUCGACUCUCUCUUGGCAUCACCAUUGCAGGUGGGAGAGACUGUCGAAGCCGCUUGCCUCUCUACAUCACCAGUGUACAGCCGGUGGGUUGCCUGCACAGAGACGGCACCAUCAAAACAGGUGAUGUAUUGCUGAGUAUAAAUGGUAUUGACCUGACUCAGCUGACCUACAAUGAGGCAGUGACUGUCCUAAAGGCCCAGACCGCUCACAGUACGGUGACACUAAAAGCUAUCCAGACCUUCACGGAUGAGGAGGAACAGGAUGGAGAAUCUAGCAGGAGAGAAGAAAUGGACACACAGGAUGGUCUCAAAGAGGAAGACGUUAACUGGGUUCCUCUCUGGACCCGAUGGCUAGGCCUACCUAGCUGCAUGCACUGGUGUCGUGAUAUUAUGCUGAUGAAGACCAACAGUGAGAGCUGGGGCUUUAGUAUUGUCGGGGGAUAUGAAGAGAGUCGUGGCCAGCAGCCCUUCUUCAUUAAGACUAUAGUGCCAGGAACGCCAGCCCAUUUUGAUGGUCGCCUCAAGUGUGGUGAUGAAAUCGUGGCUGUAAAUGGACUCACUACAGUCGGGAUGAAUAACUCCUCUUUAAUCCCAAUGCUGAAACUGCAGAAGAACAAAGUCACAUUGACUGUGGUCUCCUGGCCGGGCAGUCUAGUUUAAGACCAGCCUAUACUAAACCACUGUUACUUAUUCUACCACAAAGUUGAUGUACAGCGUUAUUAUAACAGAUUAUUUUUGUUCUUCCUUAACAACAGGUUGCACUUAAGUUAGGGAUGACAGCCAGAUUUUUAAACAGGUUACCAGGAUUAAUAACAGGAAGGUUAUUAUUUAAUCCACAACACUGUAUAAUACUCUAUAUUGAGCUGUAAGGGUGUGAGAUAUUGACUAAGAGACAGUAAACAUAAACGUUUUAAAUUGGGACAUUAUACCUGCUUUCUUGUCUGGAUCCAUUUUUAGAAUGUACAUAUAAAAUGCUUUAUUUACAUAUAUAGCCUUUAAGCAUUUUGUAGAUGGUUUCUGAAUCAAAGUGGACAAGUAGUGUUGUAAUUUUUGUAACUACAUGUAACUGGGCCUUGGAUAUCUGCUGUUACGUGUUGUAAGCAUAUUUACACUAUUGUAAACCUUUGCAGUUGUGGUUAGGGUGUAAAUUUAGACCAUUUCUAGAACUACAGCUUAGCUUGUUUGUAAUAUUGGUAAGAAUGUAUCUCUUGUGUGCCUUGCAUAUAAAUGUGUACAAAAGCACACUGAUCCACACCUGCCUUAAUUGCUGUAACCCAAAAAUGCCACCUUAAGCCUUUAAUCAUUUUUUCAACUGCUUAUUUGAACUUGAUGGGUUUUUUUUUUUUGCUUUUUAAUGCAUUUCAGUGAAUUGAUGUGCCCUUUUUAGUAUUGCAAUGGAGCUAUGAAUGAAAGAUUCUGGUUUAUUUUGUCAUUGUUGACAGAACUAAUACCAAAGAUCUACAUUUUACUACUGCUAAUCAUUUUUUGUAGUACCUCUGGGAUUCCCAGGCCGUAACAGCAGCUUGGUCCUAUUGGGUGUCUGAGCCACUUGAAGGGCAAGUGGGUCACAUGCUGUCAAACUGGAGAUCUGUGGAGGAUGUAAAUCAGUCCUAUGCAGUUUAAUUUUGAACUGUGAACCUUGGUUUUAAUUCCUGCUGUGUGGUCAAUUGUAAAGAUUAAAGGGAUGUUUUAAUUCA